Messenger RNA from Dendrobium catenatum, 543 nucleotides. RefSeq lists its product as uncharacterized. NCBI's taxonomy places the organism in Eukaryota, Viridiplantae, Streptophyta, Magnoliopsida, Asparagales, Orchidaceae. The record is from RefSeq and is a predicted model, not a curated record. The transcript has a single exon. Bases 1 to 543 code for a protein of 180 amino acids.
AUGAUUAGCUCCGAUUUGAUUGAUGAUGCUACCAACAAGAUCAUAAUUAUUAGAGAAAGGCUACAAGCAAUACAAGAUAGGCAGAAGUACUAUGAUGCUAAGCAACGCUUUGUGAUAUUCAAUGUGGGAGAUUUUAUUUUCAAUAAGAUCAUUCCCAUGAAGGGUAUACAACACUUUGGCAAAACUGGAUAUCUUAGUCCUUAUUACAUUGGACCUUCUAAGAUUGUGAAAAGGAUUGGAAAUGUGGCUUACAGAUUGGCCUUGCCAGCUAAUAUAUAUUUUGUAUACAAUGUGCUACAUAUUUCUUCCCUAAGGAAAUUUAUAUCAGAUGAUCUGUCUAAGAUCAUAACAGAAACUAUAGACAUACAACUAGAUCUUACUUAUGUUGAAGAGUCAGAUCAUAUUUUGGAGUAUAGUGUGAAACAACUCCGAAGCAGAGACAUACCUUUUGUUAAGGUUCUAUGGAAGCAUGGAUCUGAGAGGCACCCUACAAGAGAGAAAGAAUCAGAAAUAAGUAAAUGCUAUCCUCAUCUCUUUGAUUAA